GUCCCUCACAGCACUCAGAGCUUCCCUUGUCUUUCUCUCUCUUUGAGAAAUUUGUUUUUCAGAGUGCAAAUCCUAUUCCGAUAGCAAACAUGGCCGCCGCCACCAAUUCCGCCGCAGCCCCGCCGCGCGAGCUAUCACAGAAGGAAGCCGACAUCCAGUUGAUGUUGGCGGCGGAUGUCCAUCUCGGUACCAAAAACUGCGACUUUCAGAUGGAACGUUACAUCUUCAAGCGCCGCAACGAUGGUAUUUAUAUCAUAAAUCUUGGUAAGACUUGGGAGAAGCUUCAAUUAGCUGCCAGGGUUAUUGUUGCCAUUGAGAACCCUCAGGACAUAAUUGUCCAGUCUGCUAGGCCUUAUGGACAGAGAGCGGUUCUUAAGUUUGCUCAGUACACUGGCGCUCAUGCAAUUGCUGGGAGGCACACUCCUGGCACAUUCACGAAUCAAAUGCAAACUUCAUUCAGUGAGCCUCGUCUUCUUAUUCUAACAGAUCCAAGAACUGAUCAUCAGCCUAUUAAGGAAGCUGCUCUUGGAAAUAUUCCAACCAUUGCUUUCUGUGACACUGAUUCUCCUAUGAGGCAUGUUGACAUUGGAAUUCCAGCCAAUAACAAGGGGAAACACAGCAUUGGUUGUCUCUUUUGGCUUCUGGCAAGGAUGGUGUUACAGAUGCGUGGUACUAUUCGCCCUGGUCUUAAGUGGGAUGUGAUGGUGGAUUUAUUCUUCCAUAGGGACCCAGAGGAACCCAAGGCACAAGAGCAGGAUGAAGCUCCUGCAGGUGAUUAUCCCAUCACCGACUUCAAUGCAGGCGCUCUUACUGCUGAUGGACAGUGGCCUGCUGCAAUUGAUCAGUCAUGGACUGAUACAGUUGCACAACCUAUUGCAGCAGCUCCUGGUGUCAACUGGGCAGCCCCAGAAACUGGUGCAGUUGCAGUUGCAGCAGGAGGAGACUGGGGUGACUCAGUAGCCACUCCACAACAAAUUCCUGUUGUUAUUGGAGAGGAGACUGUGCACCCAACUGGGUGGGAAUGAACUUAGUGCUUUCCUUCAGCUAUUUAUUUUACUCUUUUCCCUUCUCCCCGAAGUAUGAGUUUUUUUGGUAGUUAAGGAACUUCGUUGUUUACUUUUUUGGUAUGAGUGGCAGCAAUAUUGUUAACGACAUAAUAUAUUCGGUCAAAUUUUAUUACA
Gastrolobium bilobum is the source of this 1181-nucleotide messenger RNA. RefSeq names its product small ribosomal subunit protein uS2. The coding region runs from base 90 to 1025 and encodes 311 amino acids. Gene Ontology annotation, molecular function: structural constituent of ribosome. The record is from RefSeq and is a predicted model, not a curated record. Gene Ontology annotation, biological process: ribosomal small subunit assembly; cytoplasmic translation. Gene Ontology annotation, cellular component: cytosolic small ribosomal subunit; ribosome; 90S preribosome. The transcript is spliced from 5 exons. NCBI's taxonomy places the organism in Eukaryota, Viridiplantae, Streptophyta, Magnoliopsida, Fabales, Fabaceae.